Ylistrum balloti is the source of this 1871-nucleotide messenger RNA. Its product is annotated as L-proline trans-4-hydroxylase-like. The record is from RefSeq and is a predicted model, not a curated record. NCBI's taxonomy places the organism in Eukaryota, Metazoa, Mollusca, Bivalvia, Pectinida, Pectinidae. The coding region runs from base 89 to 964 and encodes 291 amino acids. The transcript is spliced from 10 exons.
GUUAUUCUAUCUGGGAGACAUGUAUACGACGUACAGAAGUAUUUGAUUAUUUCCCAUAGCCAUAUCAAUUAACUAUCUGAAUUCCACAAUGUCAACAUCUGCGGAGUAUAGGUAUACAAGCGGUGACUUGAUUGUUACUGAAGAGAUGCGCGAGGAUUUCCAACAAUUUGGAUAUAUCAUGGUCAGAAACUUCUUUGAUCCUGAUGAACUCAAAAAAGUAAGACAGGUUGUUGAAGAAAAUGGCGAAAUCGUCAAGAAAGCUUUUGGGGUCGCAGACGGUACAGGCCGGGAAAGCAAAAUGUGCCUCUGGAAUCAUCCGGGUGAUGACGUCACGGGAAUGGUAGCUAGAUGUGAGAAAACCGUCAAUACUUGUGAAAAGCUUUUGGGCGGAGAAGUGUACCACUAUCACACCAAGCUUAUGAUGAAAAAUCCGCGGACAGGAGGAAGUCAUCUAUGGCACCAAGACUACGGGUACUGGUACAAAAACGGUUGUCUCUUUCCUGAUAUGCUGACCGUCUUCAUAGCCAUAGAUAAGUGUGUGGAGGAAAACGGGUGUCUGAAGAUACUACGAGGAUCGCACAAGUGUGGACGAAUAAAUCAUGUGAUGAUGGCUGGACAAACAGGUGCUGAUAUUGAACGUGUUGAGGCCAUACAAAAUUCAGGCCGGUGUCCGCUGGAAAAAGUGGAAAUGCAGCCUGGGGAUGCGCUAUUCUUUCAUUGCAAUUUACUGCACACAAGUAGCGGGAACGACAGUGACCUGAGACGUUGGGCAUUCCUAUGUGCCUACAACAAGACUUCCAAUAACCCUGUUAUUAAACACCAUCAUCCUCAAUACACACCUCUCAUAAAGGUCCCGAAUUCCGCAAUUCGAGAUUGUACAAACUUCACUGACCUGAGUGGGAAAGACUUCAUGGACCCAACAAAGGAUGCUACAAUUAAAGUAGAAAAGUCAAACGAUGAUUAAAAAUAUAGACAUUUUACCAAAAAAGGCCAAUAUUAUGAUUUAUUGAACAAACAAUGAAAUGUAAUGGAUACUUCACAAAGUGCAGAUUACAACUUUAUGCUGAAUCAAAACAUGAUUACGUAAUUGUGAGACAGAAAGUAAAUGUUUAAUUUUCAAAAAUGGAGAGUUGUAAUCUUUCCUUAUUUGAGAAGAGAGACGACAUAUAUUCAGCUUUUUUUCUUACCUAUGAUUGUUUACCUCAGUAACAACAAGUGGUUUACUACUAUUUCCGUUAUGACAAAUUGAUUAUCGGAAUUUAUAUGUCUCUACGAGAAUAUGUUGGGCAUCUUACAUUAAAACAACGUAACAAACUAUGAGAAUUAGCAGGUCUCCUCUAUGUUUGUUAAAAAAAAUGUAUCGAUGGCACAAUAGACACAUUCGAUAUAUCUUUGGAUUAUGUCUUUUUUAAGCUAGACUGUUUAAGGGUUCCAAUAGACGUCUGGCCAUUAAUUCGGCAUAUGAAUGACUUAAUUUAUUUAAGAAGUACAUAACAAAUGACGUAAGAUACAAUGGCAUCAAUUAAUGUUUUAGUGUCAGAGGCAAUAUUUCUAAUUUGAUUGAUAUUACAGUAUGUUUACUUCAAGUGAUAAAUAUUAUAUUUUAGUGUUCAAUACAAAUCUUAUCAAUAAUUGAUUAAACGACAACCGUGAUAAUUGAUAACAUUAGGUCUGUAUACCUACUUUAUGAAAUGGUGCUACUGUAUUUGUAUGACAUCUCGUCAUUCAUGGUUCUAGAAGAAUGUUUCUGUUCGAUUCCCUACACAUGCUAAGGUACUUAAUUUUUUUCAAGGUAAAUAAUCACAUUUCAGAUAGUAAUUUCUCAUUUCUGAUUUCAUCGAAUCUGAAAUAAAUGAUAAAUUUACAAGUGA